AUGUUUAAGCAUAUGGAUCUUUGUGUUGACUUGAAGAGCGGUCGAUUCGCCAAGGACGGAUUGAUCCAGUACCGUAUAAUCUGCCAACAUGUGAACGUGAGCUCUUUGGAGGAAGUGAUCAAGCACUUCCUAAAUCUUGCUACCGAGAAAGCUGAGAAGACUGAAGCCCUAGCGGAGGCCCUUGAUGUCUUCGACGAUGAGCUUGAAGCUGAUGUCAAGUUUCUGUGGGAGACAUACAGAACAGUGCUUGAGGUAUUGCGACACAGCUCAAAGUUGGAAGAACUUUAUGCGAUGACAGCACAGAAAGCCUUACAGUUCUGUAAGAAGCACAAGCGACCAACAGAGUUCCGUAGGCUUUGUGAAAUCAUUAGAAAUCAUAACAGAUACAGAGACCAAAGGGAGCGUUCUGACUUAUCAUCUCCUGAGAGUUUUCAGCUUUGUCUUGAUACAAGAUUUGAGUUGCUACUGAGCUUGGACUCUGGCAGGAAGCUUUUCGUUCUGCUGAAGAUCCAUCUUUAUCAUGCAUAUGCAUGGUUCAAGCUGUUUAUCUUGCAGAGCAAGUACUUAAGCAAAAAGGAUUUGCAGCUAUUAGCAUCAUCUCUUGCCUUGGCGGCAUUAUCUAUUCCACUCUUUGAAAACGAGAAAGAAGAAGAUGAUUUGAGGAUGGCCAGUCUCAUAGGGUCUGAUCUUGAACCUAAACUCGAUAUGCUCUCCCGACCAGGUCUUGUGUCGGAGCUGGUUUCAAGAGGGGUUUUGAGAUGUGCAUCUCAGGAGGUUCAAGAUGUUUUCAAUGUUUUGGAGGAUGAGAUUUACUCACUUGAUCUUGAUCUUGGUUCCAGGAUUCAGCCUUUGCUGGAGAAAAUCUCCAAAUCUGGUGGGAAGCUGUCUUCAGUACCACAAGUGCAGCUCUCACAGUAUGUUCCUUGUUUGGAGAAACUUGCUACUCUGAGGCUGCUUCAACAGGUGUCCAAGGUUUAUCAGACUAUAAGCAUCGAGAGUUUAUCUCAGUUGGUUCCUUUCUUCGAGUUCUCAGUGGUGGAGAAGAUCGCUGUUGAUGCUUUUGUUGCCAUGAAAGUUGACCACAUGAAGGGUGUUGUAACUUUUGGAAGCUUGGAUAUUGAGUGUGAUGGAGUGAAGGAUGAUCUGGAUUUUUUGCUGAGUCUUUGA
Messenger RNA from Microthlaspi erraticum, 1167 nucleotides. NCBI's taxonomy places the organism in Eukaryota, Viridiplantae, Streptophyta, Magnoliopsida, Brassicales, Brassicaceae. The record is from the annotation of a GenBank genome assembly.